Molecule: messenger RNA, 2316 nt
Organism: Maylandia zebra (zebra mbuna)
Lineage: Eukaryota; Metazoa; Chordata; Actinopteri; Cichliformes; Cichlidae
Gene: hal
Product: histidine ammonia-lyase
Biological process (GO): L-histidine catabolic process
Cellular component (GO): cytoplasm
Molecular function (GO): histidine ammonia-lyase activity
Source: RefSeq, a predicted model, not a curated record
AAACGGCCCAGAGUGGUACCUCAGAGAGCGGCGCGCAGGACUCACUGCAGCCAAGUCCCGCUGAUGCGCGAUGCCUCGUUUUACUGUACACAUUCGAGAUGAGUGGCUGGCAGUGCCCUGCCGGGACACUUCCAAAACCAUCCAGUGGCUCGGACAGGAAGCGCUUAAACGUUACAUAAAGAACAAACCGGACAACGGCGGCAUCACGGCUGUGAAAGACACUCGUUUUGUUGUGCGCAGGUGCCAGGGUUUGGGUCUGCUGGACGCGGAUGACACCAUCGAAGAUGUACUGGAGGAUAACGACUUUGUCGAGCUUGCUAUUGAAGGAGAUACCAUGUCUCCUGACUUUAUUCCGUGUGAACCGGGAGUUUCUCAUCUCACGGCAGCAUACAAAGAGCCUGAAGAGUAUAUUUCUUUAGAUGGCAACAGCCUGACGUCAACAGAUCUCAUCAACUUAGGCAGAGGACUCUACAAGAUAAAGCUGACUCCUGAGGCAGAAAGAAAGGUUGUGCAAUCCAGAGAGCUUUUGGACACCAUUGUCAAAGAAAACAAAGUUGUCUAUGGGAUCACAACGGGUUUUGGCAAAUUUGCCCGAACUGUCAUUCCUGUCAGCAAACUCAAGGAGCUCCAGGAAAACUUGGUGCGCUCACACUCAGCAGGUGUGGGGAACCCGUUAAGCCCAGAGAGGACCCGCAUGUUGCUCGCUUUGAGGAUCAAUGUUUUGGCCAAAGGGCACAGUGGUGUUUCUCUUGAAACCCUCCAGGCCAUGAUCCAGGCCUUUAACGCCUCCUGCCUCUCCUUUGUCCCUGAAAAGGGAACAGUAGGUGCUAGUGGUGACCUGGCACCCCUCUCUCACCUGGCCCUCGGACUCAUGGGAGAGGGAAAAAUGUGGUCUCCCACGAGCGGGUGGGCUGAUGCCAAAUACGUCCUGGAGGCACAUGGACUAAAGCCAAUAUCACUAAAACCUAAAGAGGGUCUGGCUCUGAUCAAUGGGACACAGAUGAUUACCUCUCUAGGGGCAGAGGCCGUGGAGCGAGCCCAGGCGAUUGCCCAGCAGGCAGAUAUUAUUGCUGCUCUCACCCUGGAGGUGCUAAAGGGAACCACCAAGGCCUUUGACAGUGACAUCCAUGCACUGCGGCCACAUCCGGGGCAAAUAGAGGUGGCUCAACGCUUCCGCUCACUGUUGGACUCUGAUCACCACCCAUCCCAGAUUGCAGAGAGCCACAGGUUCUGUGACAGAGUCCAGGAUGCCUACACCAUGCGGUGCUGUCCUCAGGUUCAUGGAAUUGCCAAUGACACAAUUGCAUUUGUCCAGAAUAUCAUCAACACAGAAAUCAACAGUGCCACUGACAACCCUAUGGUAUUUGCAGAAAGAGGUGAGACCAUUUCAGGUGGGAAUUUCCAUGGGGAAUACCCAGCUAAGGCUCUGGAUUUUUUAGCCAUUGCAGUCCACGAGCUGGCUUCAAUCAGCGAAAGGAGGAUCGAGAGGUUGUGUAACCCCUCUCUGAGUGAGCUGCCUGCCUUCCUCGUCAACGAGGGUGGACUCAACUCAGGCUUCAUGAUUGCCCACUGCACUGCAGCCGCCUUAGUUUCAGAAAACAAAGUUUUGUGUCACCCAUCAUCUGUGGACUCUUUGUCUACUAGUGCUGCCACGGAGGACCACGUGUCUAUGGGAGGAUGGGCUGCUAGGAAGGCCCUGAGGGUAAUAGAGCAUGUGGAGCAAGUCCUUGCUAUAGAGCUGCUGGCCGCAUGUCAGGGCAUCGAGUUCCUCCGCCCACUCCGUACCACCACUCCACUGGAGAAGGUCUAUGAACUUGUUCGCAGCGUGGUCAAACCGUGGAUUAAAGACAGAUUCAUGUCGCCUGAUAUCGAAGCGGUUCACCGCCUGCUACUUGAUCAAAAGGUGUGGAAUGUGGCCAAACCUUACAUUGAGAAGUACCAGACAGAGUACAUCCCCGAGUCCCGCCCCGUCUCUCCCACUGCCUUUUCCCUGGACUCUCCGGCCUCCCCCAGGAAGCGUGUUCGCCACGAAUGAAAGCACACGCCAAACAAGUUUUUUUUUUUUUUUGGCAAUUACUUCAGUCACAAAAAAACAAAGAUCCUACACAGUGAUCUUGGUCAACACCACAGUUAGUCAAAAGUGUGUGUCCAUUAUCUGAGACCAACUGGAGCAGAAUGGGAGAAACGGAUCCUUACGCUUCACUGUGACACUUCACUGAUAAGAGCGGUGUGCAGGCUCUUUCUUUCUUGCAUCUGAGUUUGUUGGAUUUGUGAAUUUUCUAUUCCCAUUAAAGAAUUGUUAGAAAGUCACCCAAA